Molecule: messenger RNA, 2438 nt
Organism: Papaver somniferum (opium poppy)
Lineage: Eukaryota; Viridiplantae; Streptophyta; Magnoliopsida; Ranunculales; Papaveraceae
Exons: 3
Coding region: 534-2240 (568 amino acids)
Source: RefSeq, a predicted model, not a curated record
UCUUCUUCUGGGUUUUCAAGUUUCUCAAAGAUUUUUCAUAAAUCCUUUUUAAAGUUAGGUUUUUUAAGCGAUUGAAGUUAUAAUAAGUUUGUAUUUGUGAAUGUUGUUCAAUAGAUCCUUAAAUGAGUCUCAUACUUUUACAUUGAUAUUUUACUAGUAGUGGAAGUUCAAACUUUUCAUGGAUUUGGGGGUCUUGAAAUUAGUUGAUGAUUAUAAAUGUGUCUUCUGUGAUAAUGAUGUGCCUGAAAGAGAUAUGAAAUUGUUGAAUUGAUUAUCUCUAGUAAUUACUUUUAAUCACAUUCAUACUUUUUGGAUUCAUCUUAACUGACCGCUCAUGCUUUAUGAAUGCGUCUGUAUUCCUACAUUGUUUCUUUUAUAAAAAAAAUUUAGCUCAUGUUCAUUGUUUUGUGGUAAUUGCAAAACUUUCAUCUGGAGGGGUCUCGGCCGUUUGCGUUGAGCUAUCCCUUUAUGCACUAUAUUGUUGAUCUCUUCCAUAACCUUUGACACUGUUAUUUGUAACCAUUUUCCCUUGAAUGCGGGCUGCCUGGCCUUCAUUUCGUCCUGCUCAAAUUAUGGAUAAUGGGGAUGUGUACAAAAACCUCCGUCCUUUAGAUCUCGGCGCAUUACCUCCUUGGGACAUCACCGUUACCCUUGCUAAUGGUGGGAUGCAAAAUAUCAAGAUCCCGUACUCGGAGGGUGCCCAUGUUGUUGGUCUCCCCCUUGGUUCGGAUGUUCCUAAAGUGAUUGCAUCCAACUACAAAACCUUGUUGUGUAUGGUAAAUGGCAUGACUUCUAUCAUUACUGAUCUAACUCUAAAGUUAGAUCGACAACAGAAGGUUGCUGCUCGCCAUUUGGACAAAAUGAGUCGCUACCGCGUUGAACUUGAGGGGUGGAAACGCACAGUAGGUCAUGGUAUGGCGGUUCUUCAGGUAAUGAUGGCUCCUGUUUCUCCAUCCAAAAAGAGGAAGCUCAGUACAGAGGAAUCUGGUCCUUGUGAUACACAGGAAGUUUGUAUUGAGAAACCUGAGCACCUGCCUCCACCAACAUCUAGUGAUAAGCCGGCCAUCCCUGCUCUCCUGGUCCAGGAAUCUGUCAUAGAAGAGGAUAUGGAUGAGUCAGAUGACUUACCCCUUACUAGAGCGAAGCGUUUGCGAGGCGAAAAUCUCCCCUCAAGUGCAUCACUAACUUGUUCUAAUGUGCAAACUGAGAAGGUUGAAUCUGUUGCAGGGGUUGUGCCUGUUGGGGAAUCUGUUGAUGCUACAAUGACCUCUACCUCCACCAAAUGCCAGACUGUUGACUCCACAGCAUUACCUAUUUCGACUCCUAUGGAAAUCAUUAUUCCUCCCGUCGUAGAGUCCACAAGUGCUUCUGGUCAAGGGGAAGAUGAAGGGUUAAAAGAUGCGGAGAACUUGAAGUUGGAUGACUUACCCCUUUCUAGUAUGAAGCGUUCUGGGAGCGAAAAUGUCCCCACAAGUGCAUCACUAAUUUGUUCUGAGGUGAAAACUGAGAAGGUUGAAUCCGUUCCAGGGGCACUUGUUGUUUGGGAACCUGUUGAUGCUACAAUGACCUCUACCUCUGCCAAUUGCCAGACUGUUAACUGCACAGCAUUAACCAAUUCGACUCCUGCUGAUAACACUCUGCCCCUCAUACUGCCUACAAGUGUUUCUAGUCGAGUGGGAGAUGAAUGGUUUGAAUAUGUGGACAAUUUCAGGAUCCCAAAAGUAUACGCAGAUUUGUAUAAGAAGAUCUUUAGCAAGCAUGGGCAUAUGGCGACUAAGAAGGUCAUCAGGUCCAAUGAUGACAUACUACUUGCAGCUGUUAUUAGCUUGAUGAAGAUUGUCUCUAGGAUGGAAACUAUACGGGGUGUCGAUUUGGGUGUAGUGCUGCUUGAAAGUUGGGAAGGAGACAUUGGAGAUGCUGAGACCUUGCAAUUUAAUAUUGAGUGGCUUCGUAAGAUAUUCAAUACACUCAAGAACUCUUGGAAGUCGUCUUUCUUGAUAGAUAAAGAAGUUGAAAGCCGUGAACGAGUCUUGGAUGCAACGCAGGUGGAGUAUGCUGGUCUUCGUUCAAGAAAAGACGAACUUGAGACGGAACUUCUGGAGGUGACUAUGAAAAUUAGGGAAUUUGAAGGUAAGAUUUCAUCUGAACGGGAAGGUAUCCAAGUAAAGAUGGCAGAGAAAAACACAUUUUUGUUUGAGCCUGUUCUUGGGAAUUUGUUUAAUCUGGAGCUUACAAAUUGAUUGGAGAUGCAUCCAUAGUAUGUUGCUAAAACCGUCAGGGAUCGAAACUCGUAUAUACAGUAACCUAUAUUACGUAUUUAGUGUUUCUGCUAUGCUAGGAAACAUGGAUUCUUUUUGUUGUGUAAAGGUGUGCGUUUCAUGGUAACAUCUGAAACUGAUUCUAAUCUGAGUUUAAAUCUUGAGUAACUGUUUUCUUUG